AUGGGUAAAAAAAAGAGUAAUUUGGUAGUAAAUCUUUCAGAUGACGAAGAAGAUGUUAAAAAGGUAGAAAAAGUUGAAAAUAAUGACAUUGAAGAUAACAACGAUGAGGAUAAAAAAGAGGAUGAAGGAGAAGAGGAGGACGAAGAUGAAAAUAGUGGUGAUGAAAAAAAGGAAAGUAAAGGUAAAAUGAUACAAAGACAUAAAUUAGAAGUAAAGAAAUUACAACAACAAAUUGAUAAAUUAAAUCAUGCAAUUCCAAAAAAAGAUAAAAAAGCAAAACAAGAUUUAUUAGUUAAAACCAAGAAAAUGGAGCAUGAAUUAAACAUGAAACAUCAAGAGGAAUUAGAUGGUUUUGAAAAAACACAACCAAAUAUCAGCGAAUCAUUAAACCAACUUUUAAUCAACUCAAAACCAAAUGCACCAUCAAAAGCAUACUUAAAAAAAGCAAAGAAAUUAGAAGAAGAGGAACAAAGAAUCAAACAAUUAGAAGAAGAUAGAAAGAAUUUUGUAUCAAAAGGUGUUAUCGAAUUUAACGAUUUUAUGACCAAACUCAAACCAUUAAAGAAAUCAAUUAAAAUGAUUAACCCAGAUGGUGAUUGUUUAUAUUCAGCAAUUACAAAUCAACUUUUAAUCAAUAAAAUUAUAAGCGAAGAAGAAAGUAAGAAAUACCCAAGAACAUUAAGAACCAUAGCUGCAGAUUACAUUAAAGCAAACAGAGAUGAAUUUCUUCCAUAUAUUUCAAGCGAAGAAGAUUAUACCGAUAGUGAAGAUCCAAUCAGUGAUUAUUGUGAAGAGCAAGUACUUCAAGUUGGUAAAUGGGGUGGUCAUAUUGAACUUAAAGCACUCUCAGAAUCACUUAAAAAAGUCAUUGUUAUUUUCAAUGCCUAUUCAAACGAUAUAACUAUUGGUGAAGAAUUCCAAAAUGAUAAAGAGGAAAAACUUUAUUUAUCAUAUCAUAGACAUGCCUUUACUUUGGGUGAACAUUAUAAUAGUGUAAUUCCAUCAUCAGAAUAA
This is a messenger RNA of Dictyostelium purpureum, 1014 nucleotides long. RefSeq lists its product as uncharacterized. Lineage: Eukaryota; Evosea; Eumycetozoa; Dictyosteliales; Dictyosteliaceae. Gene Ontology annotation, molecular function: cysteine-type deubiquitinase activity. The record is from RefSeq and is a predicted model, not a curated record. Gene Ontology annotation, biological process: protein deubiquitination. The transcript has 3 exons. Bases 1 to 1014 code for a protein of 337 amino acids.